GGGCACUGGAGAAGUAUGGGAGAGGCAAACCUGAGCCGAGGGAUUGAGUUUGAGCUCCUGGGCUUCACCAGUGACCCCCAGCUCCAGAUGCUGCUCUUCGUGGUGUUCCUGGCCAUGUACAUCAUCACGCUGCUGGGGAAUCUGAUCAUGUUCCUUCUGAUUCACGAGAGUGCCACCCUGCACACACCCAUGUACUCCCUUCUGAAGAGCCUCUCCUUCUUGGAUUUCUGCUACUCCUCCACGGUUGUCCCCCAGGCCCUGGUGAACUUCUUGGCCGAGAGGAAGGUGAUCUCCUAUCCUGGCUGCAUGGCUCAGAUGUUUUUCUAUGCGGGUUUUGCCACCAGCGAGUGCUAUCUCAUUGCCGCCAUGGCCUACGACCGCUAUGCUGCUGUUUGUAACCCCCUGCUCUACCCCAUCACCAUGUCUCCUGAGGUCUGUGCCUCUCUGAUUGUGGGCUCCUACAGUGCAGGAUUUCUCAAUUCUCUAAUCCACACAAGCUGUAUCUUUAGUCUGAAAUUCUGUGGCGCCCAUGUGGUCACUCAUUUCUUCUGUGAUGGACCACCCAUCCUGUCUCUGUCUUGUGUGGACACCUCGCUGUGUGAAAUCCUGCUCUUCAUUUUUGCUGGUUUCAACCUUUUGAGCUGUACCCUCACCAUCUUGGUCUCCUAUCUCUUAAUUCUCAUCACCAUCUUGAGAAUGGACUCAGCCCAGGGCAGAUUCAAGGCCUUCUCUACCUGUGCUUCCCACUUCACUGCUGUGUGCCUCUUCUAUGGCACAACUCUUUUCAUGUACCUGCGCCCCAGGUCCAGCUACUCCCUGACCCAGGACCGCACAGUUGCUGUGAUCCCAAUGCUGAACCCCCUUAUCUAUUCUUUGAGAAACAAAGAUGUGAAAGAAGCUUUAAGAAAGGUUUGGGGCAGAAAAAUAAUGGAAUGA
Camelus dromedarius (Arabian camel) is the source of this 936-nucleotide messenger RNA. Its product is annotated as olfactory receptor 5AU1. The coding region runs from base 16 to 936 and encodes 306 amino acids. The transcript has a single exon. Gene Ontology annotation, cellular component: membrane. Gene Ontology annotation, molecular function: G protein-coupled receptor activity; olfactory receptor activity; odorant binding. The record is from RefSeq and is a predicted model, not a curated record. Gene Ontology annotation, biological process: G protein-coupled receptor signaling pathway; sensory perception of smell. NCBI's taxonomy places the organism in Eukaryota, Metazoa, Chordata, Mammalia, Artiodactyla, Camelidae.